UUCAAGAUGUCAGCCUCCUUGAAAAUGAAAACUUUUUCAAAAUAUUUUACUAAAAGCAGAAAUAUUUAAACCUGUGUACAAAACUGUUUUGUUUGACGGAUAAUUCAACGAAGAUAUAAACAGAAUUAUAUGUAAUCAAUGUUCAAAAGCAAAAUCAUAACUCAGAAAGUAUGAUCCGAGGUGUCAUUUCAAAAUUGGGAAAAGGGGGCGUGUCCCUGAAAAACUAUAAAUGUUUCCAAAGACAAUCACUCACAACAGAAUGGCUGUAUCCUUCAUAUAAACAACCAGGUGUGUCAUUUAGUACCUCUACAUGCUGUGGAUCAAAAGAUCUAGAACUGACAAGUGUAAGGUACAAUGUAGAGAGGGGCAACUAUUCCAAAGUUACUGAAGCUGAUAUUGCUGAAUUUGCAAAGAUUGUGCCAAACCGGCUAGUUACAGAUGCUGAUGAAAUAGCCGGGUAUAAUACAGACUGGCUCCGUAUUGUUAAAGGGGCUAGCCAAGUGCUGUUGAAACCAAAGACAACCAAAGAGGUCUCUGCCAUACUGAAGCAUUGCAAUAACAGGCACCUUGCUGUGGUGCCUCAGGGAGGAAACACAGGUCUGGUUGGAGGUAGUGUACCUGUGUUUGAUGAGAUCAUCAUAUCUACGCAACUUAUGAAUAACAUCAUAUCACUGGAUGAUCUAUCAGGUACUUUAGUUUGCCAGUCAGGGUGUGUUCUAGAGAGCCUAGAUAACUAUGUAAGCGAAAAAGGGUUCAUCUUCCCCCUUGACUUGGGUGCAAAGGGCAGUUGCCAUAUUGGAGGAAAUGUCUCCACCAAUGCAGGAGGUCUCAGGCUACUCAGAUAUGGCUCUCUGCAUGGAUCUGUGCUGGGUGUAGAAGCUGUGUUAGCAGAUGGUAGAGUGAUAGACUGUCUGUCCACACUGCGUAAAGACAACACUGGCUAUGACAUGAAGCAAAUGUUUAUAGGAUCAGAGGGCACUUUAGGAAUGGUCACUGCUGUAUCUGUUCUAUGCCCAACUAGACCCAAGGCAUGCAAUGUGGCCUUUCUGGGCUGCACUAACUUCGCAGAUGUUCUUUCCACAUUCAAAUCUGCCAAGGGUAUGCUAGGAGAAAUACUCUCAGCUUUUGAAUUUUUGGAUCAUCAGUGUAUAGAGGUUGUAGAACAGCAUCUUGAUGGUGUUAAGAGUCCACUAGAGACUGAUUACCCAUUCUAUGUUCUCAUUGAGACGUCAGGAUCAAAUGCUGAACAUGAUGAGGAGAAACUUAAUCAGUUCCUUGAAUCAGUCAUGUCCAAGGGAACAGUACAGGAUGGCACUGUCGCUACUGAUAUGACCAAAAUAAAGGCAAUAUGGGGCCUGAGGGAGAGAAUAGCAGAGGCGUUGCUUCAUGAUGGCUACUGUUAUAAGUAUGACAUCUCUUUACCUAUCAACAAGAUAUACGACUUGGUUGAGGUGAUGAGAAACAGACUCGAAAAAACUGCUGUUCGGAGUGUAGGAUACGGACACCUUGGUGAUGGUAACCUUCACUACAACACAACAUCUAGAGAGUUUAAUAAGGACCUAUAUGGUCAAAUAGAGCCCUUUAUCUUUGAAUGGACUGCCCAGCACAAGGGAAGCAUUAGUGCAGAGCAUGGUAUGGGCUUUAUGAAGAAAAACUAUAUGAGAUACAGUAAAUCUGAAGGAGCUUUUGAUUUGAUGACUCAGAUGAAGCAGCUAAUGGACCCCAAUGGUAUAUUAAAUCCGUAUAAAACAUUACCCAAGCAGUAUUAGGACUGUUGUCUGAUAUAGAGCCUCUAUACAGUCAAUAACAUCCAGGGUAGAUUCAAAACUAAUUUGACGUAGAAACAAGGACACAUUUUGAUGCCGAUCCAAAGUUCGACGUAGAAAUGACGUCAAAUGUUUUUGCUUGUUAUUUUUUUGUCAGUUAAACGAUGUCAAAAAUUGAUACAGAUUCAUCGAUAAAUUGAUGCUGAAACAAUGCCUCAAUUUUGGUGCCAAAUGCUGGUGUAGCGAACAAUAAAAGCCGAUCAUAAAAAUUGAUCUACAGGUUGUAUUUACAGAGUGGUUCAAUUUGUGGUUACAUUUGUAUCUGUGUUUUGCACCGGUUUUGCAGAGAUUAUGAAAUAUCAUGUAACAUAAUAAUAAUUCAAUUUAACUUAUGCAUUUAUUAAUCAUUUAAAAAAUGAUUUGAUAUUUGAACAAUUUUUAACCACCUUGGAGAAAAACUGUAAAAUUGUGCCAUGCAAAAUCACUGUCUAUGUGUCUAGUCAAGUGGAUAUAUAAGUAAAACUUCAAAUCAAGAAAAUAUUCCGUUAGAUAUUUUUGUGUUUUUUUAUUUUAGAAAAAAGUGA
Molecule: messenger RNA, 2350 nt
Organism: Owenia fusiformis
Lineage: Eukaryota; Metazoa; Annelida; Polychaeta; Sabellida; Oweniidae
Source: the annotation of a GenBank genome assembly